AUGUUCAAACCGUUUGAUCCAAUUGCACUAGGAAACAGUUUCCUCUUAUCAACGAACGAUGAAGACACUACAGAAUUGGAUAUAAGCACCACCGUUAAGAAACUUGAGUUUGAUCUCCAAGAAUGUGAAAAACGUAUUGGCAAAGUGUCGACCAAGAACUCUGAAGUGUUGCUUGAUAACUUUGAUAGAGUGGCCGAUGUGCAAGACCUUAUGGAGACACAGUUGAGCCCCUCUCUUCAAAGAGUCAACCAAUCAAUCGCACGCGUGGAGGAUCAAAUCAUUCAACCGUAUAAUGAUUCAGUUAAGUUAAACACCGCUUUAAAGAAUCUUCAUCAGACUUUAGACUUGCUACGGAACUCAAGGUUUGUGGUGAGUUUGGUCCAGCAACUUCAAAAGUUCGAUAUAGGUGAUGACAUAGAUUACAUCAAGUAUCUGAAAAUAUAUCAGUACUUGCACAGAAUAUACCAAGACCCUUCAAGUUCCAGUCUACUUUCGGUCAAAUUGGUCAGAGACUACUACCCGAUAUUCACGAGUAAAUACGCGGACAUGAAAUCCAAACUCAUCACCUUGAUCUCCCAUGAAGGUAACACCAAAGUCUACGUCGUAGCCUUGUACAACGUUCUAGACGAUGGUUCAGACAACCAAGAGUUCUAUAAGCAAGUGGACACGUUGUUGAUCAAUAAGAAUAUCCAACAGAACCUCAAUAGGUUGACCAAGUCUCUAACCACUCCUAGAACCUUUGGCAUGGUCGUACAAGAAGUCAACAAGAACGCUACAGGAUUCAUAUCCAACUUAAAGUUGACUCUUGCAAACUGCCAGGUAGUUAAAGAUGGAGACUCUACAACCCUAUUGGAUUUGUGUGUCAAAUACUUCAACGCAACAGAUUUUGAAUCUUUGUACUGGACAAGAUUAACGGUACGAUUUAAAAAGAAUAUCGAUUCAACGGUGUCUCGUGGAGGUCCCAUUGCUAAAAACUUGAAGGUUUACCGAGAGAACUUGAAUAAGGCUGUUGACGAUACCUUUUCUAAUGAUCAAGUUAAUUCUAUGUUCUCCGAAGCCAUCAUGAGAAUACGAUAA
Messenger RNA from Lizanozyma spartinae, 1077 nucleotides. RefSeq names its product Golgi transport complex subunit. The transcript is spliced from 2 exons. Gene Ontology annotation, biological process: intra-Golgi vesicle-mediated transport. Gene Ontology annotation, cellular component: COG complex. Bases 1 to 1077 code for a protein of 358 amino acids. The record is from RefSeq and is a predicted model, not a curated record. Lineage: Eukaryota; Fungi; Ascomycota; Pichiomycetes; Serinales; Debaryomycetaceae.